Molecule: messenger RNA, 1524 nt
Organism: Cadophora gregata
Lineage: Eukaryota; Fungi; Ascomycota; Leotiomycetes; Helotiales; Ploettnerulaceae
Exons: 2
Coding region: 1-1524 (507 amino acids)
Source: RefSeq, a predicted model, not a curated record
AUGCGCCUCACACCCAGCAUCCUCUCCCUCCCAACAUCAAUCCUCCUCCUCAUAGUCUCGCACACCAGCGCCCACACCUCCUCAAACCCAGACUCAGACACAAAAGCACCGUCGCAAUCAGAAAACACGGCACAAUGGCCCUACAACCUCCCUCCCCAUGUCAAGUUCUGGCCCGAGGAUCCGCCUUCCCGGCGCCGCGACCUCGAAGCUAUAGAAGAGCAUAUACGGCUGGGAAGGAAGCCGGUGGGCGUUAUGAAAAUGAGCGAUGAUGAGGGAGAGAAGUUUUAUAUGGAGUAUUGGCAGUUCGAGGGGGAGCUAGAACAGAAGGGACUGUUGGAGACGAGGAGUGAGAGUUCUGUGUUGAGGAGAGAUAGUUCUUUGCAAAAGGAUGGACUGCAAGGGAAUGAGAGUACGGUUUUGCAGUUUAUGCCCCCAUUUUUACUACAUACAGAGAAUACCGCUGGAGCUGAGGAUUUGAAGGCUAGGGAUUUGGUAAGAGGUCGUGAUGCUGCUAGAGUUUUGGCAGCACUUCAGGCUAGGGAUUUCACUUGUCCGACUGGGACCAAUAGCUGUUCCAUGCUUAUGUCACCUACGAGUUGCUGCGCAACGGAUGAAGUGUGUUUCAGUAUCCCGGACACCGGAUUAGGUGUUGUUGGAUGCUGUCCAGCUGGGGCACAAUGUGCUGGAGCUGUCACUCAGUGCGAUGCGCCAAACACGCCGUGUCCGUCUAUAUUGGGUGGAGGGUGUUGUAUACCAGGGUUUAGUUGUGUAGCGGGUGGCUGUGCAAUGGAUCCUCCUGCAGUAGUGACUACAGUCAUUACUCGGACUUUCACAGUUACAGCUUCUUCAGUCACACAUACCAGUACAGCUGUCAGUACAGUAACAUCAACCUCUUCUACAGCCUGUCCUCUGAACGUCCAAGCUUGUCCAGCGAGUUUGGGAGGUGGUUGCUGUCCGACCGACCGAGUCUGCGCUCUCAGUUCAUGUGCACCAUCAUCUUCCUCCUCAAUACCCUCAACAUCAACAUCUGUAAGCAUCACAACCACAACCUCAGCAACAGGCGUUAUCCCCAUCCGACCCACGAGCGGCACUACCACUUCUACCUCCACAACCACCGAAGCCGGCCCAACGACAUGUCCAACAGGCUUCUACGCCUGCGAAGCCUACUAUGAAGGAGGCUGCUGCCGCACAGGCCGCAACUGCGAGAAAACGUCCUGUCCGCCCACAAGCUCAACAACGAUAAUCAGCAGCGGCGUCACGGUCGUUGUCCCUGUCGGCGCGGCAGCUACUGUAGCAACUCCAACUGGAACCUGUGCCUCGGGCUGGGAGACUUGUGCCGCGAGUGUUGGGGGCAAUUGCUGUCCUAGUGGAUGGGGAUGUGGUACUGCGAGUUGUUCGUCGGUUGGGCCAAGUAGGACGGCGGUUUUGCAGAAAGCGAGUCCUGGAGGUGCUGGAAGGAUCGGAUGGGAAAGGGGGCUGGGAAUAUGUGUGGUCUCGGUGAUGGGCUUAUUUAUGCUUGUCUAA